Molecule: messenger RNA, 3714 nt
Organism: Mauremys reevesii (Reeves's turtle)
Lineage: Eukaryota; Metazoa; Chordata; Testudines; Geoemydidae
Gene: TMCO4
Product: transmembrane and coiled-coil domains 4
Exons: 15
Coding region: 327-2378 (683 amino acids)
Source: RefSeq, a predicted model, not a curated record
GCCUGGAGCAAAGCUCCCUCCUGACAAGGCCCCAGCCACACGGCCGAGCUGGCGCUCAGAGUCCAGCCGGAGCGCCCCUCUCCCGCUACGCACUUUGCGUAGCCCUUCCGCUCCCCCGCGCUGGCUACGUCAGGCAGCCGCCGCAUUCACCGUUUGGCAAUAGCUCCCCCUACGCGAUCUGCGUAAACCGGGCCCUCUCGGCGUCCCUGAGCCUCGGGCUGGGAUUGAGCACCGAGCCGGCCUGAGGAGACGGGAGAGCGGGGAGGCGACGGCAGCUGAGCACGGUGCCUUCCCUGGCGGUGUGCGGGCGGAGACGCACGGUGAGAAUGGCCGAGGAACGGAAGUGGAGCAGGUGGGCUUGGAGCCGACUCCGGAUGGCUGAACAGACGGAUGCAAAGGAGCCAUGCGAGCUUGUGGGUAAACAGCUGGGCGAACCAGGAAGGUUUGCAUACGCAGCUCUCUGUGGGAUAUCUCUGGCUUGCUUGUUUCCUGAAAAGGAGCAAAGCGCCUUUAAGAUGGAGUUCAUGGAAGGCUUGGUGAAAUGGCUUGAGUUGUCAGACGCCGUCUUGCCUGCCAUGACUGCGUUCACCGGCGGCUUGGGUGGCGAGGGCACAGAAACCUUUGCUCAGAUUUUACUGAAGGAUCCUGUCUUGGCAAAUAAUCCAAUCGUCAUUACACAAAAUUCCUUCCUGGUAGGCAAGAGAGAGGCAUGUCGACUGAAUCAGUGCUGUAUGCUGAGUCUGCACACAACCUUAAACACUGAUCUUGUGUCCUUCUCUCUUAAGGAUGGCUAUUACGAUGCCCGAGCGAGGGUGCUGAUCUGCCACGUCACUUGGCUGCUGAGAAUCCCUUUAGAGGAGCUGGAAGUCCUGGAGGAGUCUCUACUUGAGAGCCUGAAUGAGCAGAAGGAGGAAGAGUCAGAAACUGCAGAAGCAUCAAGAAGAAAGAAAGAAAGGAAACGGAAAUUGAGGAGAUACUUGAUGAUUGGCUUGGCAACAGUAGGGGGCGGAACCGUCAUCGGUUUGACGGGGGGUCUUGCUGCCCCUCUCGUUGCUGCUGGAGCUGCAACCAUCAUUGGAAGUGCUGGGGCAGCAGCUUUAGGGUCAACAGCGGGAAUCGCUGUCAUGGCAUCGCUCUUUGGAGCAGCGGGAGCUGGCCUUACCGGCUACAAGAUGAAGAAACGAGUGGGAGCCAUCGAAGAGUUCGAAUUCCUCCCUUUAACUGAAGGGAAACAACUUCAUAUCACCAUAGCCAUCACUGGCUGGUUGUGUACUGGCAAAUACGGCAGUUUCACAGCUCCAUGGAGCAGCAUGGUGCAGUCCAGUGAGCAGUACUGUCUGGCCUGGGAAUCCAAGUACCUGAUGGAGUUGGGCAACGCUCUGGAUUCACUGCUAAAUGGUUUUGUGAACAUGAUGGCUCAGGAAGCCCUGAAGUUCACUGUAUUAUCAGGCAUAGUGACAGCCCUGACAUGGCCGGCUUCACUUCUUACUGUUGCCAGUGUCAUUGACAACCCUUGGGGAGUGUGCCUGAAUCGAUCAGCUGAAGUGGGCAAACAUCUGGCACAGAUAUUGCUCAGUCGACAGCAGGGCAAACGACCUGUCACUUUGAUUGGCUUCAGUCUGGGCGCAAGGGUCAUUUACUUCUGCCUGAAGGAGAUGGCUCAAGAAAAAGACUGUGAGGGGAUCAUCGAGGAUGUGGUCCUGCUGGGAGCUCCAGUGGAAGGAGAUGCCAAGUACUGGAAAGCUUUCACGAAGGUGGUGUCGGGCAGGAUCAUAAAUGGCUAUUGCAGGGGAGACUGGCUGCUGAGUUUUGUCUACCGGACCUCCUCUGCUCAGCUCAACGUUGCAGGCCUUCAGCCAGUCAGCCUGGAUGACAGGAGGAUGGUUAAUAUGGAUCUUUCAUCUGUAGUGAAUGGCCACCUGGACUACAUGAAGCAAAUGGACACUAUCCUGAAGGCUGUGGGCAUUAAAACCAAGGAGUGUCGUCUGGAGGAGAAGGGGAAUCCCAGCCUUUUCUCCAACCAGGGUGAGAAAGAUCAGCCGACAGCCGGCAGUGAGAGUCAGGAAGAGGAAAGCACCUUGGGAGAUGAUAAUUCCAUCAGCCAUGAUCACUGGUCCUGGCAGCCUGUACCCAGCGAAGGACUGCAGCCUAGUGACAGGAACUCGGAUCUUGCACACCCUGAGGUUUCUGAAUUUCCAGGUUCUUUGGAUGCCAGCAGAGACCAGAACCCAGCCAGACUGGAAGAACCUUUACCAGCCAACCCUCUGCCCUGCCCUGAUUCUGCUGCUCAUGUCCUGGAAGGAACCUUCCUUCCCUGCCCGGGCUGUUCAGACACUAACGACCUCAAAAAGCCGGCAGUACACCAAGGUCUGGACUGAAUUCCUGCCUCAGAAUGAAUUACUGUCUCUUCCCAUCAUGGCCACAGCACACGAUCUGUCCAGCACUCCAGUGCAGAAGGGCAUCUACCAGACCUCUCCCCUCAAAACAGCACUGGUGCCAUUGGCCAGUGCUAGGGGCAGUGACUACAGAACAUUCAUCCCAGGGGAAUCCCAGGACUUGUGGAGCUAUAGGACCCUCCAGAAAAUGGAUGUGACAAACCAGUCGUUAGCAAAGGUAAUAACGUCCAUAGCUGCUGUGCUAUUGCAUUACUGAGGCACUAGACCCAUCGAAUAACCCAGAGUUGUCUGUCUUGACAGGAAACAAAUCAGGGAUCCUUUUGAGUGUGUUAUGAUGGGAGGAUGGUCUGCUAGGAUUAAAACCUCUCUCACAUGACUCUACAACCCGGCGAGCUGCCCAGCGGACGGGGGUGGGAUGCCAUGGUCACUGCUCCCCCCUGUUUUCCCAUCACUUCAUGCUACAUAAUGGGAAACGCCAGCAGCUAGUGCUUAGAGCUGGUGUGGAAAGGCCCAACUGCCGCCAUUGCAGGCACAUGGUCAGCCGGGCUGCUUUGAUCUAACAGGGGAGCAGCAAUCUGCUUUCCAGAGGGGAAUAUUGAUUGCUGUGACAGGCAGGGCUGAAAUCUCACAGCCGUUCCUGCAGCCUCUCGGGUUGGUUCUGUUUCUUCCCUUGCUACCCAUGUAAAAUUCAUGACUCAGUGGGAGUUUGACAUGAGACAUCGGGCUCUCUCCCUUGUCCCUCUAGCUUCUUCUGCCCUAGGAGUGGCUCUGGCUGGCUGGUGGGACUGUUGUGUCAGUGGUGAGCCCCCCACUCCUCCUCUCCCCUUAGUGCUUUUGUGCACAAACUGGCACAGAGACUGACAUACCAAUGUCCUGGCCAUGGCACGGAUGCUUUGACAAGGUGCUGUCCCUACACUGGAGCCCUGCACGUGGAACAGAACCCCAAAGAGAACACUUCAGCUGCUGCGUUCAAGACCACAUGGAAACUGGCAUACAGCGUAGGAGCGUUAGUGGAUCAAAACCUUCCGAGCUACUGCCGAUGGGUUCUCCCAUGUGCAGAGGAAAGGACGCCGGGGCAGAUGCUUAGCUGCUGUAAAUCAGCAUAGUGCCCCUCAGUUCAGUGAUGGAUAUACACCAGCUGAGGCACUGGCCUUUAUUCACUGGGGAACAACUGUCACCUUUAUAAGAAAAUGCUGCUGUAACUUGUGAGCCUUAGGGAACCAGGUGACUUGAUGGGCAUUGAAAGAGUAUCCUGGAGACCAGGAACCCCCUGUUUGGUGUUCUCACUAGGAAAUUAAAAGGUUUAAUUUGUUUUGCA